AUGUCCAGCGAGGAAAGCUACUUGGCCAUCCUGCGCUACCUGACGAACGAACGGGAGCCCUAUGCGCCGGGGACGGAGGGCAACGCCAAACGCAAGAUCCGCAAGGCAGCCGCUUGCUACGUGGUGCGCGGCGGCACCCUGUACUACCAGCGUCGGCAGCGGGACCAGCAGCGCUUCACCGAGCUCGAAGUGGUGCUGCAGGCCGAGCGCCGCGACCGCCUCAUCCGCGCCGCACACCUAGCCCCCGACGGCACCCACCGAACCCGGCUGCAGACCUGGCAGGGGCUGUCGCAGAAAUAUUGGUGGCGAGGUAUUCUUAAGCAGGUUAAAGAUUACAUUAAAGAAUGCAGCAAGUGCCAGGAAAAGCUGGAUCGUUCUAGAUCUCUGUCAGAUCCUUCUGAAAUGCUGGAGGAAUUAGGACUGGAUGCAAAAUCUCAUGAAGACAGUAAUGAAACAGAUGAUGAAUUGGGUAACACAGCAUCAAUCCCAGCUGCAUCCGCAAAGCCUGUGAAGAAGAAGCUAAUAGCAAAGCAUGAACUUGUGUUUGUUGACAGUAAGGGCCUUGUGAAGCAGUCAUCUUCCAAACAUUCUCAGUCAGUCUUAAACCAACUGAAUCAGCAGAGACUUUCCAAUCAGUUCUGUGAUGUGACUCUGAUGAUUGAAGGAGAGGAGUACAAAGCUCACAAAUCUGUCUUGGCAGCCAGCAGCGAGUACUUCCGAGAGCUCUUCAUUGAAAAGGGAGCUGUCUCUAGUCAUGAAGCUGUAGUGGAUCUGUCAGGGUUCUGCAAAUCCAGUUUCCUGCCGCUGUUGGAAUUUGCUUAUACCUCAGAAUUAACUUUUGACUUCUGUAGUAUGGCAGAAGUGGCCAUGCUUGCCCAGCAUCUCUUCAUGCCUGAGGUCCUUCAAAUGUGUGAAAAUGUACACAAACAGAUGGAAGAGAAACAAAUCACAGUGUACCAGAAGGGAGACAUUCAAACAGUGGAGUCGACACAAACUUUAGCAGAGCAGACUGAAGCCAAAACACAGCCUGUGGAUGGUGCUGAGCAACCUGAGCUCACAGCUGGUGAAGUGACGGUAGCUGUAAAUGGAGCUCCUUCCUCUGCUGGGACAGAGGAGCCAGCAGCACCACAGCCUGACCUGCCUUCAGAGCCUGUGGAGGCCACUCCAGAUGAUCUUGCAAAGCCUGUAGAACAGCAUGAAACAACUGAAAAUGAUGUUAAGAUGCAGCAGCUGGAGAACAUUUCUGACAGCGCUGUGUCUGUCGUAGAGGCUGAGCCAUCAGCUAUGGAAGUCACGCACACGAGAAAUCAACUGGAAAUUGAAACGGAUCAAAAUGGAAAUGGUAAAGCAAAUGUGGACACUGCUUCUGAAGAUUCCUCAGAAGCACUCAAGCAGCCUUGUGGUGGGCAAAGUGAAGAACAGAGUACUUCAGUUUCACAACCAGAAAGCCUAGCUUCUAGUCAAGAUGAUAGCUACAAAAGCAAGCUUCGCCAGCGUUCUGUUAGUGAAGGAGGAUAUAUCAGAUUGCAUAAAGGAGUUGAAAAAAACCUGCAAAAUAGAAAGACAAAUCCUAAAUCUGCAAUCCAGCAGGUUGCCAUGAAGCUGGUACAAAGAGGGAAGAAAAUGAAACAGCCCAAAAGAGAGACCACUGAAAAUAAUGAAGUGGAAGCUCAUCACAAAUGCAAUGAGUGUGGAAUGGAAUUCCAGCGGCGUUAUGCACUUAUAAUGCACACACUGAAACAUGAAAGAUCUAAAGAUUAUAAAUGCCCAUUGUGUAAAAAAGAGUUCCAGUAUGGUGCCUCUCUGCGAGCCCAUCUCGUCCGGCACACUCGGAAGACUGAGGGGAACACUGCAGCUGCUGGUGUGGAAGAAGCAGGUGUCCCUUCAGUGAAAGGGAGAACUAAACGAGAAUUUAUUUGUGAUAUCUGUGGAAGAACUCUCCCCAAGCUUUAUUCUCUCAGAAUACACAUGCUCAAACACACAGGUGUAAAACCACAUGCAUGCAAGGUUUGUGGCAAGACCUUUACAUAUAAACAUGGAUUAAAAAUGCACUUAGCUCUCCAUGAAGUACAGAAACAGUUCAAGUGUGACUUGUGUGAGAAGUCUUUUGUCACCAAAAGAAGUCUUCAGGAGCACAUGAGCAUUCAUACAGGAGAAUCCAAAUAUCUUUGUUCCAUCUGUGGAAAAUCUUUCCACAGGGCAUCAGGACUCAGUAAACACAUAAAGAAACACCAGCCAAAGCCUGAAGUUCGUGGAUAUCAGUGUACUCAAUGUGAAAAGAGCUUCUAUGAAGCCCGAGAUCUUCGGCAGCACAUGAACAAACACUUAGGUGUGAAGCCAUUUCAGUGUCAGUUCUGUGGAAAGUGUUACAGCUGGAAGAAAGACUGGUACUCUCAUGUCAAGUCUCAUUCUGUCACAGACCCUUAUAGGUGUAAUGUAUGUGGUAAAGAAUUUUAUGAGAAAGCUUUGUACAGAAGACAUGUGAAGAAAGCCACACAUGGCAAAAAAGGAAGAGCAAAACAAAAUCUGGAGCGAGUUUGUGAGCAUUGUGGAAGAAAAUUCACUCAGCUCCGGGAAUAUAGGAGGCACAUGAACAAUCAUGAAGGUGUGAAGCCAUUUGAAUGUCUGACUUGUGGAGUAGCCUGGGCAGACGCACGUUCGCUGAAGCGCCACGUGAGGACACACACCGGGGAACGUCCUUACGUCUGCCCCGUGUGCAACGAGGCUUACAUCGACGCCCGCACGCUCCGCAAGCACAUGACCAAGUUUCACAGGGACUAUGUACCCUGCAAAAUUAUGCUGGAAAAAGAUACUCUUCAGUUUCAUAACCAGGGGACACAGGUGGAGCAUGCCAUCAGCAUUUUAGCAGCAGAUGUGCAGGAGCAAGAAGCUGGGAUUAGUGUUGAUAGUGGUGAAAUUGAGACUGUGGUAGUGACAGAAGAGACUCUUGAAGCCAUCGAAGCGGUUGCAGCUACAGAGGAAUGUACACCAGUGUCUACUCUUUCUGACCAAAGCAUCAUGCAGGUGGUAAAUUAUGUAUUGGCUCAACAGCAAGGACAGAAAGUGGCUGAAGUGACACAGGCCAUCGAAACUGUGGAAGUAGAAGUGGCCCAUGUUACAAAGACAGAUUGAAUACAAUGUGAGAGGGUGUGAAGGGUGAGGCUUGAAGAUAUGUGGGAGAUGAGUACUUACUUAGGUGUCUGAGGCUGUGGACAGGGAGAUUUGAAGAUCUAUGGGAGCUAAACAUUUAUCUGUGUGUCUGAGGCUGUCAACAGGGAAGUUUUAAAAUCUGUGGGAACUAAAUAGCUGGGUAUCUGAGGCUGUAGCAGUGAGGUUUCAAGGUCUGUAGGAGCUAAGUAUUUAUCUGAGGCUUACAGGCAUGCCUGUUUUCAAACAGUUAACCCCCACUACUAAAUGUCUUGAUGAUAGAAAACUGCACCAUGCAUUACAGGGAGAAAAU
Messenger RNA from Indicator indicator, 3460 nucleotides. RefSeq names its product zinc finger and BTB domain containing 11 (gene ZBTB11). The record is from RefSeq and is a predicted model, not a curated record. Gene Ontology annotation, molecular function: protein binding. Gene Ontology annotation, cellular component: nucleus. NCBI's taxonomy places the organism in Eukaryota, Metazoa, Chordata, Aves, Piciformes, Indicatoridae. The coding region runs from base 1 to 3132 and encodes 1043 amino acids. The transcript is spliced from 11 exons.